Cooperia oncophora is the source of this 651-nucleotide messenger RNA. NCBI's taxonomy places the organism in Eukaryota, Metazoa, Nematoda, Chromadorea, Rhabditida, Trichostrongylidae. The record is from the annotation of a GenBank genome assembly.
AUGAAAUGCGCCAUCCAACCAGAUAAACUCCCUAGGGCAGAACUUGGCGGAAAACCGUGUAAUGAUUUAAAAAGUAAUUUUGAUUCCAGGAGCAAGCCGACCAUACUCGAUCUUCGUCAUGAGACAAAUGGAAAAGAGAUCGGGAAAUCCAGAACUUCUGAUCCCGUUGAAAUUCGUAUUUCUCACGGCACGCAGUUCACUCUUAAGGAAUGGACGCUGUUGUUCGAAUCAGCUGAAGCAUGUCGCCUUUGGUGCCAGGGUGUCCACAACCUUAUGCUCGACACACGUGAUCGGUUCAUUUCCAGUCAUACAGCCCGCAUUGAACGUUUUAUCGCCAAACAUUUCUACAACCUUGUUACUCCAGGGACUGAAUUAUGUGCGGAACACAUUAUGAAGCAUUUGCUCCAGAUACAUCUCUUCAUGCUCUUUGCGUCUCGCUUUGCUGAGCUUGCCCCGGACGGAAACAUCGUGAAAUUUGAAAGUUUCAUGAAAUUUCUUGAGAAUAUGCAAAGCGAUUCGUUGAGUUCGAAUCGUUCACGAGUUGUCGACUUCCUUAGAAGGUAUUUUUUAUAUAGUAACUUUUCCUUUCGUUUUUGGUCUCAACAUCUCAUUUUUUGGAUUCCUGAAUGUGGACGACAUGCUAACAGAUGA